Molecule: messenger RNA, 3241 nt
Organism: Orbicella faveolata
Lineage: Eukaryota; Metazoa; Cnidaria; Anthozoa; Scleractinia; Merulinidae
Product: EH domain-containing protein 3-like
Biological process (GO): endocytosis; endosomal transport
Cellular component (GO): plasma membrane; cytoplasm
Molecular function (GO): GTP binding; protein binding; calcium ion binding
Source: RefSeq, a predicted model, not a curated record
UUGGUGUGCCAUCCAUUCGUGAAAAAUUGCCAGAAUUUACGUUUAUACAUGCAGAAUAAUAAAAUAUAUCAAUGUGCAUUAUUUUAGAGAUGACAGCAUUUUCAAAGACACCCCAGUUGUUAAAUAUAGACUCGUGACGUCACUUUAUAGGAAAUGACUAAAAAGAGUGGUCAGUGCGCAUGCUCAGUUUUCUUUGAGAUUGGAAGGGAGCGACUGGGCGGCGUUUCUUUUCACACGUUUCACCUGAAAGCAAAUCGAAAGCAUAAACUUUCUCGUGGCCAUUCAUUCAACAGACUUCUACCAUCUUCUGCCUUGAGAUAUUUCCACCAUGUUUACGUGGAUGAAAAAGAACGAUGCUCACAAGAACCCGCAAGUUUUUAACUCCGUUGUAGAUGGCUUGAAGAAACUCUACUUCAAGAACUUGAAACCGCUCGAGGAGGCUUACCUCUUUAAUGAUUUUCACUCGCCGGUUAUGUCCGAGCCUGACUUUGUGGCCAAGCCCAUGGUGUUAUUAGUUGGUCAGUACUCUACUGGCAAGACAACGUUCAUUCGGUAUCUGCUUGAAAGAGACUUUCCAGGCAUCCGAAUUGGCCCUGAACCCACCACCGAUAGUUUCAUUGCUGUGAUGCACGGUGAGAACGAACAAGUCAUUCCUGGAAACGCGUUGAUUGUUGACCCCAAGAAACCGUUCCGUACUCUCAGUUCCUUUGGGAAUGCGUUUCUGAACAGAUUCUGCUGUUCGGAACUUCCAAGCGGUGUCCUUGAGAGCAUAACAAUAGUGGAUACUCCAGGUAUUCUUUCGGGUGAGAAGCAAAGUGUCUCUCGCGGAUACGAUUUCACUGGAAUUCUGAAAUGGUUCGCCGAACGCUGCGAUCGGAUAAUACUCCUAUUCGAUGCGCAUAAGCUCGAUAUUUCAGACGAAUUUCAGCGUGGCAUCGAAGUGCUUCGCGACUACGAUGACAAGAUUCGAAUUGUGCUGAACAAGGCUGAUAUGGUCACAACUCAACAGCUGAUGAGAGUGUAUGGAGCGCUGAUGUGGUCCCUUGGCAAGGUAAUCAAUACUCCUGAAGUUGCUCGUGUUUUUAUCGGGUCGUUCUGGGAUCAGCCGCUGCAAAUGGAUGAAAAUCGAAAAUUGUUCGAGUACGAAGCCAACGAUCUCUUUGCGGAUAUUCAAACCCUGCCCAGGAAUGCUGCACUACGAAAGUUGAAUGACUUCAUCAAGAGAGCACGUCUGGCUAAGGUCCAUGCCUACAUCAUUGCUGAGCUUAAGAACCAAAUGCCAUCUGUUUUUGGCAAAGAUAAGAAAAAGGAGCAACUGCUUAACAAGCUGUCUGAUGUGUACAUGAAGAUCCAACGAGAACACAACAUCUCACCAGGUGACUUCCCUCCUGUUUUGAAGUUCAAAGAGCAGUUGCGCAAGUAUGACUUCUCUAAGUUCAACCCAUUAAGAACCAAGCUGAUUGAAUCACUUGACCGCAUGUUGGCUAGCGACAUUCCACGACUUAUGGGCAUGAUACCAUUGGAGAAGGAAACUGAUUAUGAUGCAUCUGUAAAAGGAGGGGCUUUCUCCGUCAGCCAUUCAACCAACAAUCCCUUUGCAGCAGGAGCUUGCCGGGGUGCUCUACUUGGUGCUGGAUCUGAUGUUUGGAUUGUCGAAGAGUAUAAAGAGGAGUAUGACAGGAUCUUUAAGAGCUUAGGCCCGAAGAAUGGAAAGCUUACUGGAGCAGUUGCAAAGAGGGAGAUGGUUAAAUCAAAACUUCCAAACACAGUUUUGGGUAAAAUUUGGACUCUAGCAGAUAUUGAUCGUGAUGGACAGCUAGAUCAGGAUGAAUUUGCUGUGGCAAUGUACUUGAUCAAAAUCAAGCUAGAUGAUGAUGAUCUACCAGAUGAACUUUCUUCUCAUCUGAUUCCACCAUCGAAGCGUCCAGCAGCUUCUAAUGGUAUGGACUAUGAUUAGUAAUGUAAUAUAUUUACUGAACUAAAAGUUCCAUGUGGUGGAGGAGACAUUCCUAUCAUUGAAUCUAGACUGUGGGUCAGAAGACAGUUCUUGUUUUGUGUCCCAUUUGGUUUUCUCUUAAGAGAUCUGCCAGUGACUGAAGAUUUAAUGCCUUGUGAUUUUUAGAUAAAUUUAUUAUUUUAGAAACUCAAUUUUAUCCCACAAAUUUGGAGUAAGUCUAGACUAGAGUACUUGAAAAAGGUACUUUUGAGUAGCAAGCUGUAUUUUAAAACUAGAUGGCAGCAGUAGUAUUACUUGUAUUAGUGCACAAGACAGAAACAAGAAGUGUGUAAACUGCAGUUUAUUGGCCAGCUCUUCCCUCAUCGUCAGGGCUCCAGACCAAUGGUAGCUAAUUAAAAUUUGGCUAGAGGGCACAAUAACUGAUGAUCAAAUCAAACUAAGCAAUCCCAUAUAGUUUUGCAAAUUUGAGUGAUAUCUGAAUUUUCACAAAGUAACAUAAUUAUGUAGACUGAGCUAAUAAAUUAUGCCUCAAAGUGAGACAUGCAAAAAUAAUUAAAAUACUGUUCAUAGCAAAACAUGACUAGUGGAAAAUAUGUCCUAUUGAAAAUACUUUUUACUUGUAAAAUCGAAUGUCACAAACCAGCAGAGCAGAGUGUUAAAAGGUUGGUCUUGAGCCCUGAAAAAGAGAAACACCUUGAAGAAGGACUGCUGUCAUCUUGAUCCAAUAUUAUGCUCCAUUAAAAGUCAUAAAUAAGAUUAUAGGUCGGGGUUUAAUCAAGGUUUAUGUCAAAACUCGUAAACUCAAGAAUUCAAUUUUUUUUUUUAAACUAAGUUUAUGUCCAAGUUUGUAAGAGUGGAUUAAUGUAACAGGACUCCAGUAAUUGGAUUGUCAUAUUUAUUGCAUGCUGAUGCAUUUAACAAACAAAUUUCUUCAACUGCAGUUCUGUAGAUUCGCUUGGUAAAUUGAGCUUACAAUAAAUUGGGUUGGGGAUAAGGCUCAAAACAAGUUUCAGUUGUUUUUUCCUUGGAAAUUUAUAGAAGAUUUGAUCCAGGAGAUGAUCAGAAAUUCAAUGGCAAACAUUGUGAUGAUACGAGUGACCUUUGGAAAAUAUUUGAUCUUCUGAAAGUAGUCAGGAAUCUCAUAUUAAUCUUCAUAAAGUACAGUGCAAAAGUUUCAAAGGAAGGUAGAAGUAUUGUCAAUGAGUAUAGUGCAUCAUAAAAGCCCAGAUGUUAAACUUGGGUUUGCUGUAAUUAAUUUUGUUAUGUAUUGGUAAAAUUUAUCAA